AUGGGUGAUCUCCCACCCGCAAGAAUAGAACCGGCUCGUCCGUUUACGAAUUGCGGACUAGACUACGCUGGACCUUUUCAACUGCGGGCCACUAAAGGCCGUGGAAUCAAAUCCUACAAAGGAUACAUUGUAGUUUUCGUUUGCUUCGCUACGAAGGCGAUUCAUUUGGAAGCGGUGAGCGACAUGACGACUUCAACCUUUCUAGCAGCCUAUCGCAGAUUUACAGGACGAAGAGGUCUUUGUCGACGAUUGUACAGCGACAACGGAACAACAUUCCAAGGUGCCGAUCGGGAACUAAGAUCCAUGUUUAAAAGGGGGUCCACAUUCUACAUGGAAGCCACAGCGGCUCUCGCAAACGACGGAGCGACAUGGAGCUUCAUCCCCCCAAACUCACCUCACUUCGGCGGACUCUGGGAGGCCGGAGUGAAAUCGGCAAAGCACCAUCUGGCUCGACUGAUGAUUUCGCGGACAUUUACUUUCGAAGAGUUUAGCACCCUCCUUACUGAAAUAGAAGCCUGCUUGAACUCAAGGCCUUUAUGCGCCAUGUCAACCGAUCCAGAGGAUCUUAACGCUCUGACCCCCGCACACUUUCUCAUCGGUAGCACAUUGGCAAUGAUUCCUGACAAAGAACCACCGAACGUACCUGACAACCUAUUAAAGCGCUACGAACUUAUUCAAAAAAUAAGGAACAACUUUUGGAGAAGAUGGUCCCAGGAGUACCUACAGUCGCUGCAAGUCAGAGGGAAAUGGCAGCAACCUUCGGACAAUUUCAGUGUCGAUCAGUUAGUGCUCAUCCAGGACAAUCGAUACCCCCCCGCGAAGUGGCCUUUAGGAAGAGUGAUCGCGGUUCAUCCGGGGGCUGACGGGAUGGUCCGAGUGGCUACAGUGAAAACAAUUUACGGAACAUAUCGUCGCCCUAUCGUGCGACUUAGCCCAAUACCGCCACCUCAUUAA
Molecule: messenger RNA, 954 nt
Organism: Leptopilina heterotoma
Lineage: Eukaryota; Metazoa; Arthropoda; Insecta; Hymenoptera; Figitidae
Exons: 1
Coding region: 1-954 (317 amino acids)
Biological process (GO): DNA integration
Molecular function (GO): nucleic acid binding
Source: RefSeq, a predicted model, not a curated record